AUGGCUGUGCUAAGCGGUUCCAAAAAUACGAUGGAUCAAAACUUAAGCAAAGAAAACAGUACCCCUAUUUCAGGCUCCCAUUGCUUCGGAAGUGGGGCGUCCAUCAGAUAUGGUUACUUUGAUAGAGAAAAAAAUAAGAACGCGAAGAUUAAACACGAAGGAACUCGAAAUAAUCACGACUUGAUAGAUGGUACAGGACACUUUUCUGAAGGAAGACAUUGGACUCAGAAUCCCAACAAGAAGACCAACAACGAAGCCGUAGUCGUUCGCCCAUCUGGAACAACAACCUACGCCGACGUUGCCAAGAAGUUAAAGACGAUCAUAAAUGUAAGUACGCUGAAUGUUAAUAUUAAAGGCUUAAAACAAUCGAAUAUGGGAGACUUCAUAAUCCAGGUAGGUAAGGGCCCCAAACAAGAAGAAGUAGCGGUGAGAUUAAAGCAAGCGGUCAUUCAGGCGUUAGGAGCUGAAGCAGUAGUAAAACACUCACCCAAGACCGAAAUAAUAGAAGUACGAUACCUGGACUCAGAAAAAACGGAGGAGGAGGUUAUACAGGUAGUCGUUAACUCCACGGAUACCACACCAGACUCGAUGAAUGUAAUCAGAAUGCUUCCCUCAUACGGAGGCAACAUGAUGGCAGUAGUCAAAAUAAAAAGCAUAAACGCCUAUACACUGCAAAAGACAGGCCACUUAAUUAUAGGACUUGUGCGAUGUCGAGUGAGGUUAAAAACUCAGAUUGCAAGAUGCUACAGAUGCUACAAUUUCGGCCAUUUCAGAGCAUCGUGUAGAGGAACUGAUCGAACGGCCCAGUGCAUGAAAUGUGGCCAAGAAAAUCACAAGGCGAAGGAUUGCAAUGUACAACCAAGAUGUGUUCUAUGA
Messenger RNA from Sipha flava (yellow sugarcane aphid), 876 nucleotides. RefSeq lists its product as uncharacterized. The coding region runs from base 1 to 876 and encodes 291 amino acids. Gene Ontology annotation, molecular function: nucleic acid binding; zinc ion binding. The transcript has 2 exons. The record is from RefSeq and is a predicted model, not a curated record. NCBI's taxonomy places the organism in Eukaryota, Metazoa, Arthropoda, Insecta, Hemiptera, Aphididae.